AUGUCUAUAGACAAUAAAAAUAAAAUACAACAACAAGACCUAGUUGUACCAAACCAACCACAGAAAAAUUUAGUUCGAUUUAAUUAUCAUGAAGAUAACGAAGGUUUGAUCAAUCGUCAGAUCAAUUUGGAAUUAUAUGCUAGUUAUGUUUAUAUGGCUAUGGCACAUCAUUUUAGUCGUGCAGAUGUUGCUUUAAAAGGACAUCAGGAAUAUUUUGAAAAAAUGUCAAAAGAAGAAAAUGAACAUGCAAAUAAAUUUAUGAAAUAUCAAAAUAAACGUGGUGGUACUAUUGUAUUUUUAGAUAUCAAGAAACCACAACAACAAAGUUGGAGUUCACCUUUAGAAGCUCAUGAAAUGGCAUUACAAUUAGAAAAGGAUGUUUAUCAAGCAUUGCUUGAAUUACAUGCAUCUGCUUCCAAACAUGAUGAUCCGCAUCUUACAAAUUAUCUUGAAGACGAAUUUCUUGAUGAACAAGUUGAAUCAAUUAAAGAAUAUGUCGGUUAUAUUAC
Molecule: messenger RNA, 509 nt
Organism: Rotaria sordida
Lineage: Eukaryota; Metazoa; Rotifera; Eurotatoria; Philodinida; Philodinidae
Source: the annotation of a GenBank genome assembly